Messenger RNA from Hibiscus syriacus, 1782 nucleotides. RefSeq names its product cationic amino acid transporter 7, chloroplastic-like. The transcript is spliced from 3 exons. Gene Ontology annotation, cellular component: plasma membrane. Gene Ontology annotation, biological process: transmembrane transport; amino acid transport. Gene Ontology annotation, molecular function: amino acid transmembrane transporter activity. The record is from RefSeq and is a predicted model, not a curated record. Bases 31 to 1767 code for a protein of 578 amino acids. Lineage: Eukaryota; Viridiplantae; Streptophyta; Magnoliopsida; Malvales; Malvaceae.
CAAAUCCUAUCUUCUUCUUCGUUAAUUCUAAUGGAAACCCACUCUUCCUCUUUCUCUACUGUACAAUCUUACCUCCAUGCCUUGGUCCAUACUCCACAUCGCUUUGCUCGCCGUGCACCCUCUGUUUCUUCCUCCUACGAAGAACUCAGCCAAGUCAAGGCCCGUUCCGGCUCCGACAUGCGAAAAACCCUCCGUUGGUUCGAUCUAGUUGGCCUCGGAAUCGGAGGUAUGGUCGGAGCCGGUGUGUUCGUCACCACCGGCAGAGUUACUCGCCUCUACGCCGGCCCUGCUGUUGUUAUCUCUUACGCCAUCGCUGGACUCUGCGCCCUCCUCUCCGCCUUCUGCUACACCGAGUUCGCCGUCCACAUGCCCGUCGCCGGCGGUGCCUUCAGCUACCUCCGAAUCACCUUCGGUGAGUUCGCCGCAUUCUUGACCGGGGCCAACUUAAUAACCGAAUACGUCAUGUCAAACGCCGCCGUUGCCAGAAGCCUCACCUCCUAUUUAGCCGCCGCAAUGGGUAUCUCCACGGCGAAAUGGAGAUUUUUUCUCCCUUUUCUUCCCAACGGAGUCAAUGAAAUCGAUCUCGUAGCUCCGGCCGUCGUACUAAUCAUCACGCUUAUCAUCUGUUACAGAACCAGAGAAAGCUCCAUCGUCAACAUGAUUCUCACCGCAUUACAUAUCCUCUUCAUAGCUUUUGUUAUAUUAAUGGGGUUUUGGAGAGGCGAUUGGAACAAUUUCACCCGCCCGGAGAAUCCUCAGAAUCCGUCCGGUUUCUUCCCCCACGGCGCCUCCGGUGUCUUCAAUGGAGCUGCCAUGGUUUACUUAAGUUACAUCGGAUACGACGCCGUAUCGACGAUGGCCGAGGAGGUUCGUAAUCCCGUAAAGGAUAUUCCGAUCGGGGUAUCGGGCUCCGUCAUCAUUGUCACCAUUCUUUACUGCCUCAUGGCGGCUUCCAUGUCCAUGUUGCUACCUUACGAUAUGAUAGACGUGGAGGCUCCGUUUUCGGCGGCAUUUCGAGGGGGGAAGGUGGGAUGGGAAUGGGUGGCGAGGGUGAUAGGAGUGGGGGCGAGCUUCGGGAUAGUGACGUCAUUACUAGUGGCGAUGCUGGGACAGGCUCGGUACAUUUGCGUCAUCGGACGGUCCAAUGUGGUCCCGGCUUGGUUCGCCAGGGUCCAUCCCAAAACAUCGACUCCGGUCAACGCCUCCGUUUUUCUCGGGAUUUUCACAGCUGCAAUUUCCCUUUUCACCGAUCUAAACGUCCUCCUAAACAUGGUAUCCAUCGGUACUCUCUUCGUGUUCUACAUGGUAUCGAAUGCCGUCGUCUACCGUCGUUAUGUCGUGAUCGGAAUGACAAAGCCAUGGCCAACAUUAUCCUUCCUAUGCCUCUUCUCCCUCACAUCCAUCAUCUUCACCCUGUUGUGGCAUUUCACACCAGCAGGGAAGCCCAAACCCUUUGUGCUUGCUGCUUGUGCCGCAAUCGCCGUAUCCAUACUACAAGUCUUCCAUUGCAUGGUACCACAAGCAAUGAAGCCUGCAUUUUGGGGUGUCCCUUUCAUGCCUUGGCUACCAUCCAUGUCGAUUUUCUUGAACGUUUUCUUGCUGGGAUCACUAGACGGACCGUCGUACGCGCGAUUUGGGGUCUUUUCAGGCCUGGCGGUGCUCGUAUACGUCUUGUACAGUGUUCAUGCUAGUUUUGAUGCUGAAAUGGAAAGUCAAAAGAACGUUGAAGAAUCAGCAGAAAGUGAAGAGGGUAGUCAAAAGGUUUAAUUUUUCUUGAUUCCC